GUCCUCUCGGCAUCUGACCAUAUAUUUAUUUACCAAGCCUUCAAGUCCACUUUCCGUAUAUUACACUACCUUUCAAAUCGUCAAAUAAGUGGCCGCCGUGGAUCUUGGUCGAAAUACAUAUUCAACCGAAAUUAUCUAGAGAGGCGGAUGUUGAAUCGUUUCACCCAUUCCGAAACUUGAAGACGAGGAGUGGUACUUCAACCCUUGUAGAAUCCAAGGUGUCCGAAAUGGACGCCAAACAGGCCCAAUUGUUCACUUCGUCGGCCGCCUUUUCAGCCUUUGCGGCUUCGGUACUCCUGGUUAGUGAUCAAAUCAAAACCAGAGUUCCAGACCCUUACAUGGAUGAGAUCUUUCACGUCGAACAGGCAAAAACUUACUGCGCUGGUCAAUGGACAACCUGGAAUAACCUGAUCACCACACCACCUGGACUAUAUAUCGUCCCUAGUUUACUCCACCAAGCCUUACCAAAAUGGUUCCUGUGUUCAACCAAUCAUCUCCGCUGGAUGAACGCUGCUCUACUCUGUGCAUUUCCACUCCUCAUCAGCCGGAUCCUCUCCCACUUCCGAACUACUCCCUACCCUCCCAGACCGGGUGUUAAACCACGUGUAAGGUUUCUGAUCCCCGAGGAUGAGAUUAUCUUGGAAGCCAUCAUCAUCUCCUGUUUCCCAAUAACAUACUUUUCUGGCUUUUUAUUCUACACCGAUCUCGGCUCUCUAUUCGCCAUCAUAGCCUCGUAUGAUCAAAGCCUCGCCGGUCGUCAUGUGCUGGCCGCUCUGCUAGGGCUAUGGAGCUGUCUUUUUCGACAAACAAAUAUUGCAUGGGUUGCCUUUAUCGCCGGAUCAGCCUUGAUUAACCAUCUACGUCAGAUCAACAACACCGGCCCUUCUACCCCGAAGUGCUCACAAGUUAAUCACGCCAAAAGAACGCACCGUCCCUCCCAGCCCUACGACUUAUCGUUGACGAGCGCUUCUCUACUCGAUUUACCCCGAGCAAUCCGUUCACUGGUUUUUGAAAGCUUUACCAACUUCUCCAGUACCUUGCCCAUAGUACUUCCAUAUGCUGGUGUAGUAGUUUGCUUUGUAAUAUUUGUUCUAUGGAACGGGGGGAUUGUCUUAGGCGAUAAAUCAAAUCACAUCACGGCUCUACACAUACCACAACUAUACUAUUUCGCAGGUUUUUCAAUGGCUUUUUUGGUCCCAGUAUCGUUUGACCUCUUUUUGAUCAGAAGGACGCUUAAAAGUUUAUUUGGUUCUCCUAGAUCAUUUUUCUUGAGCUGCUGCUUGUUCGUUACGAUUCUGUGGACUAUUCAUAAAUUCACAUACGAGCACCCAUUUCUGCUGUCUGAUAACAGACAUUACACAUUUUACGUCUGGAGAAGAAUAUUCAAAUUCCACCGAUUAGUCAAAUACUUGUUCACGCCGGGCUACAUGAUUUGUGUAAAGAUGAUAUGGGAAAGAAUAGCGCGAUCUUUUACGAUGAACCUGCUGAUCACGACUUUUUACAUUAUCGCCUUGGGGCUCACCUUGAUUCCGUCACCCUUACUCGAACCACGAUAUUUCCUCGUACCUUAUGUAUUGCUAAGAUUACACAUUCGACCGGUAGUCGAAGAGACCAAAACGUGGUCCAUCAGGGUAUUCACAGAGGGCUGUUUAUACGCACUCGUCAAUCUAGUCACUAUUACAGUUUUUCUGUUUCGUCCGUUUAAAGGUCGGCCGGGUGAAUGGGAAGGUACUUGGCAAAGGUUUAUGUGGUAAUCUUCAUUUUCGAAAACUUGAACUAUGUACCUACAUAUCUUUCAUUUUUAUGCACAAAUCAUUAUCAGUAACUACUAAAAGCUUCCUUUUUGCUCCAGAGAAAAAUUUACAUCCAUUGUGAAAAAGCCAAAAAUUUCCAAAAU
Molecule: messenger RNA, 1897 nt
Organism: Puccinia graminis f. sp. tritici CRL 75-36-700-3
Lineage: Eukaryota; Fungi; Basidiomycota; Pucciniomycetes; Pucciniales; Pucciniaceae
Exons: 10
Coding region: 228-1754 (508 amino acids)
Biological process (GO): dolichol-linked oligosaccharide biosynthetic process; protein N-linked glycosylation
Cellular component (GO): endoplasmic reticulum
Molecular function (GO): dolichyl pyrophosphate Glc2Man9GlcNAc2 alpha-1,2-glucosyltransferase activity
Source: RefSeq, a predicted model, not a curated record